Pseudomassariella vexata is the source of this 765-nucleotide messenger RNA. Its product is annotated as alkaline phytoceramidase. Gene Ontology annotation, biological process: ceramide catabolic process; ceramide biosynthetic process. The record is from RefSeq and is a predicted model, not a curated record. NCBI's taxonomy places the organism in Eukaryota, Fungi, Ascomycota, Sordariomycetes, Amphisphaeriales, Pseudomassariaceae. Gene Ontology annotation, cellular component: endoplasmic reticulum membrane. The coding region runs from base 1 to 765 and encodes 254 amino acids. The transcript has 3 exons.
AUGGCUCACCACCACAAUCAUUACUCUGGUGACCCACACGCUCUUUCGGGGUUUUGGGGUCCUCCAACCAGUGCUAUGAACUUUUGUGAGGAAGACUACGCCGUUACUCAAUAUGCUGCUGAGUUCAUAAGCACAACGACAAAUCUGAUAUACGUAUACUUUGCACUUCGCUAUCCUCGGAAGAAUGACGAAAAACACCCCUCCAAGGGCCUAGAUAUCUUGUCCUGGUCCCUCUUAGGUGUUGGGAUAUUUUCAGUCGGUUUCCAUGCAACGCUCAACCAGACAGCACAAUUCUGCGACGAUAUAUCCAUGCUGGUCUUCUCAGCAGCUCUGCUCCAAAAGCUCUACACAUCAGGUCAUUCACCACUUGCUUCCAAGCUUAUAUCCGCCGUGCUCUUCUCCGUCACCGCAAUCGUCUCCAUUGCCUAUCUCCGAAACGGCAACAUUCUUCUUCAUUUCUAUACCUUCAGCACUAUGGUGAGCCUCAUCUGGCCGCGGACCCUGUACCUUAUCCACGCCCGAGGCCGUUCAGAAACAGAGCGCAAGAAUCUCGCGCGCAGAUUCUGGAGCGCGCUCGGUACGUUGGUGGUGGCUUUCAUAAUAUGGAACAUUGACCUGGAGAAGUGUAUGGAGUUGAGGCAGAUCAGAGCUGCGGUUGGGCUCCCCUGGGCCUGGCUCUUUGAGUUUCAUGGUUGGUGGCACAUCCUUACAGGGAUAGGGGCUAAGGACUGGAUUCUGCUAGUCAGGGAUCUCUGCGGAAGCUGA